AUGGUUACCACUGUCAAACCAAGUGAAGCUGGUGCAUUACAAGACAAGUGGAGUUCCAGCAACUCUCUUUUUAUGGCUUUUCUUCUCAAUGCAAUGAUUCCAUUCAUUGCCCAUGGCUAUACACUACUUGAUUCAGCUGUAAAAAUUUGGAAAGCUGCUAAAGGUACCUAUUCCCAGGUAGGGAAUGAUGCACAAGUUUUUGAUAUUCAACGAAAAAUCCAUGCAACCACACAGGGUGAACUUACUUUAUCUGAAUAUUACUGUGAACUCCGUAGCCUAUGGCAAGAGCUUGACUAUUAUGAUAACUUUCAGCUUGAUUGUCCUUCUGAUAUUACCAAAUUUCAGCUUAGGGAGGAUAAAUUCAGAGUAUACACUUUCUUGACUGGCCUUAAUGUGGAAUAUGAUCAGCUUCGGUCUCAAGUUCUGAGUCGUUCACCUUUUUCCACUUUGGAGCAAGCCUACUUUAUGAUACAAUUGGCAGAUACUCGUCAUUCCACCAUGUUACCAACUACACAGCCAGAGAGGUCUGCUUUAAUUUCUUCUAGAGGUAACUCUUCUAGUACUAGUACACGUUCCUCGUUUGAGAAGGAACCUCUUAAAUGUACUCAUUGUGGAAAGGAACGACAUACUGUGGAUUUUUGCUGGAAGUUACAUGGUCGGCCAUCUGACUCUUCUGAUGGUCGUAGUGGUGGUCGUGGUCGAGGUCGUGGUCGUGAUCGUGGUGGUCGUGGUGGCACACAGGCCCAUCUUUCUGAAGCUAUUGAAACAGCCCCUACUACCACACUUUCUGUAGAGGAACUUGUUGCAUUUCGUCGUAUGAUGACUACCUUCGCCUCUUCAUCUGUACCUACCUCUACCUCGACUGUGGUUCCCUCUUCUAAAUCGAACCUUGUUUUCUCCAAACCAGGAUAUGAAGUGAAUGAGGAUGAAAGUGUAUAUAAGUUGUUUAUAUUGAAUGAACAUGAUGUGAAUGUCAUUAAUUUGUAUGACUAUGAUCUCAAUGUUGAUGAGCAAUCGACCUACACUUACAAUCAAUGA
Messenger RNA from Telopea speciosissima, 1038 nucleotides. RefSeq lists its product as uncharacterized. The record is from RefSeq and is a predicted model, not a curated record. Lineage: Eukaryota; Viridiplantae; Streptophyta; Magnoliopsida; Proteales; Proteaceae. The transcript has 2 exons. The coding region runs from base 1 to 1038 and encodes 345 amino acids.